UCCCUUCCCCCCCAGACCUGACACAGCUAGGGAGCUGGGAGAUAGAGACUUACGGAGAGAUCAAACAGGGGAUAGACAGACAGAGAGACGGCCAGAGGGAGGGCCGGACAGACAGACAGCCAGACAGAGAGACGGCCAGAGGGAGGGCCAGACAGACAGACAGACAGACAUACACCCCGUGGUGGAGGUGCAGUAGCGGAGGCACCGUGAUUCUCUUGAGUAAUUAGUCUCUAUCAACAGUAGCUGACUGACAGAGGGAGAGAGGGACAAACUGUCCACACAAAUAACUAAAUAGAAGUAGAACGACAGACCAAGGAAUGGAGAACCAUGACAAGGGAGGAGGUGAAGGAGGAGGAGAAGGAGACAAGAAACAUCUCCCAGAGGAGGUGAGCGAGAGCGACAAGCGGACCAAGGACCAGCGCAACAAGGCAGAGAAGGGAGAGAAGGAGACGGAGAACGACGGCAGUGAAAAGGAGAGUGUUGAGGGGAAGAGGGAAAGCUGUCGUCACUCAGGCUCCCUGUGGAGGGGGGGCUGGGCUCUGACGGAGCGGCUAGCCAUCAACGUGUCGGGGAUGCGCUACGAGACACAGCUCCGCACUCUGGCCCAGUUCCCUGACUCCCUCCUGGGGGAUCCCCACCGCAGAAUUCGCUACUUUGACCCACUGCGCAAUGAGCUGUUCCUGGACCGGAACCGGAACUGCUUCGAUGCCAUCCUCUACUUCUACCAGUCUGGCGGGCGGCUGCGGCGGCCUGCCAACGUGCCCCUGGAUGUUUUCUUGGAUGAGCUGCGCUUCUAUGAGCUUAGUGAGGAGAUCAUGGAACGCUUCAAGGAGGACGAGGGCUUCCCCAAGGAGGAGGUGCCUGCGCUGCCUGAGAACGAGAUGCAGAGGAAGGUUUGGAUGCUUUUUGAGCACCCAGAAUCCUCCUCGGGCGCACGCAUCAUCGCCAUCAUCAGCGUCAUGGUCAUUGUGGUGUCCAUCGCCAUCUUCUGCCUGGAGACGCUGCCUGACUUCAGGAACGAGAAGGAGCUCAGAGAGAAAUUCACCUACCAGCCCCAUCCUACCCUCCCCAACGUCACCAUCCUGGUCCCUCCCACUGGCAGUGCUUUCCAUGACCCCUUCUUCCAGGUGGAGACCAUAUGUAUCUGCUGGUUCUCCUUUGAGCUCAUUAUGCGCUUAGCCAGCUCCCCCAGUAAGCUCCACUUCUUCAAGGAUGUGAUGAACACUAUCGACUUCCUCGCCAUCAUCCCCUACUUCGUCACUCUGGGCACAGAGCUGGCCAGGGACAAAACCUCCAACAAGGACCCGGGCAUGUCUUUGGCCAUCAUCAGGGUCAUUAGGCUAGUCAGGGUGUUCAGGAUCUUCAAGCUGUCGCGUCACUCCAAGGGCCUGCAGAUCCUGGGCCAGACUCUGAAGGCCAGCCUGAGAGAGCUGGCCCUGCUCAUCUUCUUCCUCUUCAUCGGAGUCAUCCUCUUCUCCAGCGCCGUCUACUUCGCUGAGGUGGACAGCCCCGACACAGUGUUCACCAGCAUCCCCGAGGCCUUCUGGUGGGCUGUGGUCUCCAUGACGACAGUGGGCUACGGGGACAUGUACCCUACGACUCUGGGGGGCAAGCUGGUGGGCUCCAUGUGUGCCAUCGCUGGCGUGCUCACCAUCUCACUGCCAGUCCCCGUCAUUGUGUCCAACUUCAGCUACUUCUACCACCGAGAGACGGAGUGUCUCGAGAAAAUCAGUGAGUACACCCACAUCAGUACCUCUCUCUGGGAGGGUGAGGACGAGGAGGGGGACGAGGGGGAGGGAGAUUACACUCCCCUGUAUGUGGGUGAUUGCAGGGGAAUCUGUAACCCCCUCAAUGGGACACUGCUGUCAGGACUGUGUGCAGGGCAGGACGGGGAGGAGAAUAAAGGCAACGUGUACCUCAGGGAACCCCUGGUCACUCAGGUGUGAGACAGGAUGGAUGGAUAGACAGAGGAUCUGCUGAAUACAACCCUGGUACACUGCCUCUAAGUUAAAUAGAGAGAAAGAAAAAGGAGGAUGUCAAAGUAAAGGAGAAAAAAAUAAACUAUAUUACACAAGAACUUACUUGCACGCUUGCACCGUCAAUGGCUUACACUGUUUACUACAAACAGAACUGAUGAGACCAUGGCAGAGAUAUUCAAGUCACACACAGUGUUCAAAGACCGACAGCUUGGACAUCACUUUUAUAAAGAUUGCUUUUUGCUAAUGUCACUGAGAUACGAGUAUGAUGCCAUCAUAUUGACAAUAAAAACAGCUGAAUGUAUAUUUAUUUAUUAUAUAUUUACCAGAUUGUAAUAAUUGUCUAUACAGUACAUAAAAUUAUAGCAAUUGUAAAUGUUGGUGUUUUUAAGACAUGAGUGAAUUGCAGUGCCAUUUUAUUCAUUAUUGUGUGCUAGCUAGCUAGAUGCACAGGGCCGUUUUGAAUGUGUAGAGGGGUUGACUAAGGGCGUUUUCACACUUGGUCCCUUUCAGACAAGUUUUGUGAACCCAGUGCAGUUAGCUAAUUUUUUUGUGCAGUGUAAACACUCCCAAAGGAACUCAGACCCCCUCAGAAGAGCCCCCUAAGCGAACCGAACUGAGACCAUCUCGAGAGGUGGUCUGAGUUCAGUUCGCUUGAAUUCCGAGGUUCGGUUCCCUUUUUUAAGGCAAUGUGAACACAAAGCUCCCCAGGUUCGCUUGUCAUUAUUCCUGCAUGACACACUAGACUACUGCAACAUUAGUUCCCCUGCCAUAACCCCUCACAUUGGUGCGACAAAAGAGAGAAGAGGAUGUGCAGGUUUGUGGAAAAAAACGUGAUGUUUGUCGAUAUUGAUUAGCGAAUGUCAAGAAUCCACAGACAUUUUUAGUUUUUAGUUCAGAUUAUUUGUUUGCCAUAUGUGAUCUAUUGGCUAAAAUAGCUUCAUAAACUGUUUAUUCAAUUGUGGGGUUUGAAUAGUGUGAGAAGAAAACAACAUAUUUGGUGAGAAUCACAACAUAGGGUCCAAAAUCAAU
Molecule: messenger RNA, 3008 nt
Organism: Coregonus clupeaformis (lake whitefish)
Lineage: Eukaryota; Metazoa; Chordata; Actinopteri; Salmoniformes; Salmonidae
Product: potassium voltage-gated channel subfamily A member 7-like
Exons: 3
Coding region: 318-1946 (542 amino acids)
Biological process (GO): potassium ion transmembrane transport; protein homooligomerization
Cellular component (GO): voltage-gated potassium channel complex; membrane
Molecular function (GO): protein binding; delayed rectifier potassium channel activity
Source: RefSeq, a predicted model, not a curated record